Messenger RNA from Cuculus canorus (common cuckoo), 2299 nucleotides. It is a transcript of the gene AK3, whose product is annotated as adenylate kinase 3. The record is from RefSeq and is a predicted model, not a curated record. Lineage: Eukaryota; Metazoa; Chordata; Aves; Cuculiformes; Cuculidae. Gene Ontology annotation, cellular component: cytoplasm; mitochondrion. The transcript has 5 exons. Gene Ontology annotation, molecular function: ATP binding; AMP kinase activity. Gene Ontology annotation, biological process: nucleobase-containing compound metabolic process. Bases 134 to 817 code for a protein of 227 amino acids.
CUUUCCAACAUGCGGUUUCCUUCGGCCGUUCCCACCCCGCCCCACGCGGCUGUUCUGUCGAGGAUCUUUCCUUCCUGCCCCUGACUGACAGCCCGGCGCGUCCCUCCCGCGCCGCCGCGGCCCCUCCCGCGCCAUGGUGCUGCCGCCGCUGCUCCGCGCCGUCAUCAUGGGGCCGCCGGGCUCCGGGAAAGGCACCGUCUCCGCCAGGAUUAUCAAACACUUCGGCAUGAAGCAUCUAUCCAGCGGAGACCUGCUGAGGGACAACAUGCAGAAGAAGACAGAAAUUGGAAUCCUUGCCAAGUCCUACAUUGAUCAAGGUCAGCUUAUUCCAGAUGAUAUCAUGACACGACUAGUACUGAAUGAGCUAAAAAGUCUAGAUCGCUACAACUGGCUAUUGGAUGGUUUCCCUAGAACGGUUGCUCAGGCAGAUGCCCUGGAUAAAGAAUGUCAAAUAGACACUGUGAUUGACCUCGAUGUACCAUUUGAGACUAUAAAAUGCCGGCUGACAGCACGUUGGAUCCACCCUGCUAGUGGCAGAGUCUACAAUCUUGAGUUCAAUCCUCCCAAGGUGCAGGGUAUUGAUGAUAUUACUGGAGAGCCACUUGUUCAGCGCGAUGAUGAUAAGCCUGAGACAGUUACCAAGCGGCUACAGGCUUAUGACACACAAACAAAACCUGUUCUGGAAUAUUACAGGAAAAAAGGAUUAUUGAAAUCCUUCUCUGGAACAGAAACCAAUAAGAUCUGGCCUCAUAUCUAUGCUUUCCUCCAGACCAAGUUGCCAGAUGUAAGCCAGGAAGAUGCUGCCACUCCCAGGUGAAAAUCGACCUAACGACCUAACUUCUGCUCAUCUGCCAAUGCUCACACUUGCUGACAUGAGAUUCAGCCAUUGAGGAUUUCUCUAAGUAGUCUACCAGACUGAUCAAUAAUUAAAGUCUAAUAUUGUCCUUAACUUACAUGAUGAUAAAACUUUAUUGCCUGUGGUUCUCACUUUAAUGCUGGUUUUUUUUUAUAUUAAAGAUACCUGAUUUUUAUAAUAUAGUAACUGAUUUAACAAAAGCAGCUACUCUUGUGCCUCUUAUUGAGAAAAUAUUUAUGUCUGCAAAUUUGACAUUCAGAAUACAGCUUAAUCACAAAGCACACUGAUUGAUUUACUCAGUCAUGAACUGUUGUGCGAAGCAAUGAUAAGGACAUGAAGGCAUGUUUCUUGAACGUGUGAUUAGCUGGGGCCUGUCAGAAGCCUUGAAGAACCAUGACCACCAUUGUGCAAAAAGCUGUUUCACACCAGAACUGGCAUAUAUAGAGGCUGACUUCAGGGAAGACAGUCACCACCUUGUAGCUUUGCUUAGUUGAUAGGCCUUAUUAUUACACUUGUAUUUCUGCCCUCAGAACAGUUAUCAUGCAGGUAUGAGAAAUGAAGUUUCAAUGAUGUAUAAGACAUUUGGUAAGACAGUGGUCAAAUUAUUAACUCUUCAUAUUACUGUAGCAGUUUUUUGUAGCAACUGGACUGGAUUUCAUGAGUUCAUACUACUAAUUCAUGUCUCUGAUAAGCUCCUGCAUUUAUUUACUCACUAAAUAAUUGGAGUUACAAACCUCCACAGGCCACACUUUUUUAACAGUUUAGGUAAUGUAGAUGUUGCUAUUUUUCAAUGAAUUCUCCUCCUAGCCCUUUUUUUUUUAUGCUCACUAGUUUGAGAGUUUCAGGAAGAGUCAGCAAAACCUGGGGAACAAGUCUGUCUAGGCAACGUCUGAAACAGCUGUGUCAUAGCACGUCCCAACCUUGUUUUGCAAUGACCAUUUUUGAACAGCUACAGAACUGUGGUGCCCCUUGGGACGUGGUCAUUGUGGAACUCAAAGCUUUCCCGUUACUCUAAAUGAACAAUAUGGGCACCAGCUAUCACUGCAAGCAGCUUUCCUUACAUUUUAAAGGAAGCCUGCCAAAAGGCUGACCACUUGUACUUUCAUCUUCAUAAAUAUCUAUAUGGAAGCUGUAGACUGAGUUUAUAGAUGUGAUUCCUGAAAAAAUUAAUUAUUAGAAAACCAUAGCUACCACAUUAAAACAAGAAACACAGAUGUGCUGCUUACUUUUAUUUAUGCAAUCUAAUUUCAAUAAAAAGCAGCUGUGCCUGGCUUUUUGCCAGCCUAUGUAUGUUUCAGUUAGCAGGGAAGGAAUCUCAUUAUGAUUUGAUACUUAUUCCCACACCAUCCAAUUUUCAGUCCUUAGAAACUUAAAAAAAUAACUUUAAUUAUAUCACAGAUUGCUAGAGCAAUGUGGUUCUCCUGCUAAUGGCAGCAAUUGCAA